UAUUUAGCACGAGACGGAGCACUUGUAUUAAAAGGAAUGGGAGAGAUUGGAACACCAAAUAUGGCGGAUGUAGAACUAGAAGUCCCGCCUUACAGGUAAAAGAGCCAAUCAGCUUUUAGAUACAGAAAAUAUCUCCCACGGAGCGUUCCCAAGAUGGCUGCUGAAUGAACUGAAUUAUUUUGAAAGGCACUUUGCUCAAAACCAUGGGUGAAUCUCAAUUCAAAGAACGCGGAGAACGGACUUGUGUUCUUAUUAAGACCAGUCUUGCCAAGCAUCCUUGGAAGAAUGAACUCGGAAGGACAGGAGGAUGUAGAAGAACGCAGCUAUUGCGAGCUUUGAGAUAUGCUGCGAUCUUCCUGUUGCUUAACCGUCACAGCACAUUUGCACAAAUGUUUUUAUUUAUUUAUUUAUUUAUUUAUUUAUUUUUGACGGAAUAUAAAGACUCUUACGAGCCAUCAGACUUUCGCGAGCUUACAGAAGGAAACUCUUGAGGAAAACAAAACGAUAAAUGUCCUUCGUCUGCCACCGUAGUACCGAGUUCUUGCCCACAAGUCAUCAUCCGAUGCAUACUCGAUUUGAAGGACACAUCCUGAUAAUUUCCUGUGUUCUCGGUACUUGCAUUCUUGAGGAUUGGAAUCGAACUUCUGCAGUGGAUGAUGACGUAGAACGAGUCCACGAGAACAAAGAUCACAAAAGAUUCACCCCAUAUACGCUUAAGGCUUGUUUGGGAAUCCAGAUAGUUAUGUGUGUGAUAUAUGGGAUCUUUCUUAUCACUACAACUUUUGAAGAUUAUAGAAUGCCUGGGUAUGAUGCAUGCUGGCUACACGACAGCAAUGUGAACUACGAAGAAACAAAUGAAACAAGCAACACAUGUCUGCUUUUAAUGAAUGGAUUUUAUAAUCUGUAUUCAUUAGAUCAACUAAUGGAGGCAGCUCAGAUUGCUCUCUCUGUCACACUAGCUGCAUACUGCUGCAAGGUCAUUCAGAGCUGCUCGCCCAGUUCACAAGUGCCUGUCAUCGUUAUGAAGUCACCCACAGUUCCACACUGAAAGAGAGAGUGCAUCUAUAAAGACUAUUUGUCACAAGACAUAACCUAAUCUAAUAUUACUAAUAAAACUUAAUCUUUGAACACAUAAUACACACUAAUACACUUUAUCAUAGUCAAACAUAAUGCGUACUACUAUUAAUGUAUUAAGAACAUGAAAACACCAACACAAAGACCACAUUAAAGUUUGUCUUUUAACUUAAUUUGACUUAACACAAAUAUAAAAAUGAAAAUUCUGCCAUCAUUUAUUCACACUCAUAUUGUUCCAAACUCGUAUUACUUAAUUUCUACUGUAAAAAAAAAAAGAAAGAAAAAAAAAAAUUAAAGAAUGUGGAUGCUGCUCUUUCCCAUUCAAGGAAACCAUAUAGUGAGGCUGUCAAGCUGAGUGAUGACAGAAUUUUCGUAUCUGGUUGAACUCAGUGUCUUUAGUGACCCGGGACCUCAUUCCACACCCUGUGCCUCAUCCAUUUUUUUGGAGUUGUGCCCACAUUCUUUAGUAUUCCUCAAUCUCUCCCUUAUAAAUAGUGUAACACAAAAAAAUACCAAAAUUGAAAAAAAUAAAUAACAUGUAUAUAAGUUUAAGUACCAAAAGUGUAUAGGGUCAUUAUCGACCCUAGACAUGUUUUUUUUUUUUUUUUGCACUUCCAUAAAUUAUAUUUUUAUGAUUAUUUCAUAUCUAUAUAAGUUUAUCACGAUAUCUAUUUCUUUGUUUAUUACAAGAGGAAUGAGUACUAUAUUCAUACAAAUAAAUACUAUAUCACAUUGAUUUUCUGUGCAACAAUGGUGAAUUAUCAGUAUUCUAUUUGCGUGUACACAUACAGUACUGAGCAAAAGUUUUAGGCACUUGUGAAAAUGUUGCAUAGUGAGGAUGUCUUCAAAAAUAAUGGCAUAAAUAGUUUUCAUUUAUCACUUAAUGUCAUAAAAAGUCCAGUAAACAUAAAAAAGCUAAAUCAAUAUUCAGUGUGACCACCUUUGCCUUUAAAACAGCACCAGUUCUCCUAGGUACACCUGGACACAUUUUUUCUUGGUUGUUGGCAGAUAGGAUGUACCAAGCUUCUUGGAGAAUUCACCACAGUUCUUCUAUCUGUUUAGGCUGUCUCAAUUACUUCUGUCUCUUUAUGUAAUCUCAGACUGACACGAUGUUCAUGACAUCUGUUGCAGGGCUCCCUGUUCUUCUAUUCUAAUCUUUUCUAUUUGCAAAAGUAAUGUUUGGGAGUCUAACAUUUAUAUUGCCUAUUGACACACUAAAGCUGAAGAUAUAAAUAACCAUCUUAAGACAAAUGCUUUUGUGAAACAUCUUAUGUGCCUAAGACUUUUACACAGUACCGUACAUAUUAUAAAUGCUAUUUCUUACUCAAGGUGGCACUGUUGUCUCAGUGAUUGACUUGAUUUACAUUUGACAUUGCUAUUUGAUGAAGAAACAACAUGGAAGUAAACUAUAGCAGGUACACAUGAACAGUAUGAUUUGACUAUUGUCAUUUGGGUGUACUUCUGAAAUUGUGCAUCUAUUUAGAGAAAAUACAUAUGUGUAGCUGAUAUGUUGCUUAUGUGUAACUUAUGUAUAUCUUAUGUGUUAUGAGUAGCUUAAAUUUGUGUUUGACAGCCAGUUGCAUCUCAUGAAAUUUCAGUGUGAAAGUAAUGAAUCCUGUUCUAGCUUUGUCCUGAUUUGUUGCAUUAUCUCUUUCAUAUGAAAAAUAAAACAUAAAAAAUCUAUUUUA
Messenger RNA from Myxocyprinus asiaticus (Chinese sucker), 2762 nucleotides. RefSeq lists its product as uncharacterized. Bases 509 to 1048 code for a protein of 179 amino acids. Lineage: Eukaryota; Metazoa; Chordata; Actinopteri; Cypriniformes; Catostomidae. The transcript has 4 exons. The record is from RefSeq and is a predicted model, not a curated record.